AUGGGAGCCUGCUGGUCCUACUGCGCGGGCUUGUUCCGCAGGGAGUCCGGGAGACUGCACCGAGGAGGCGGAUCCAAAUACUUUGGCAGCAGCUGUGGGGAGCACUACACUAUAGAGUUUGAGAACCUGGUGGACAGUGAGGAGGAGGAGGAGGAACGAGAGAGUCCACUGCCCUGUCCCAGACCCAUCAGUGAGGAUGAGUUGCAGUACCUGCGCUCACACCACUAUGUGGCGCUGUCGCAGACACAGCUGCAGAUCGACCAGCGGCUCCAACAGGAGUUAGAGGCACAAGAGGAACGUUUAAGACUAGAAGAAGAGGCCAAGCAUGAGGCCCAGAGGGAGGAGGCCCGGGCCGCACGGGCUCGCAUGGCCUCAGAGCAUGAGGCCCAGAGGGAGGAGGCCCGGGCCGCACGGGCUCGCAUGGCCUCAGAGCAUGAGGCCCAGAGGGAGGAGGCCCGGGCCGCACGGGCUCGCAUGGCCUCAGAGCAUGAGGCCCAGAGGGAGGAGGCCCGGGCCGCACGGGCUCGCAUGGCCUCAGAGCAUGAGGCCCAGAGGGAGGAGGCCCGGGCCGCACGGGCUCGCAUGGCCUCAGAGCAUGAGGCCCAGAGGGAGGAGGCCCGGGCCGCACGGGCUCGCAUGGCCUCAGAGCAUGAGGCCCAGAGGGAGGAGGCCCGGGCCGCACGGGCUCGCAUGGCCUCAGAGCAUGAGGCCCAGAGGGAGGAGGCCCGGGCCGCACGGGCUCGCAUGGCCUCAGAGCAUGAGGCCCAGAGGGAGGAGGCCCGGGCCGCACGGGCUCGCAUGGCCUCAGAGCAUGAGGCCCAGAGGGAGGAGGCCCGGGCCGCACGGGCUCGCAUGGCCUCAGAGCAUGAGGCCCAGAGGGAGGAGGCCCGGGCCGCACGGGCUCGCAUGGCCUCAGAGCAUGAGGCCCAGAGGGAGGAGGCCCGGGCCGCACGGGCUCGCAUGGCCUCAGAGCAUGAGGCCCAGAGGGAGGAGGCCCGGGCCGCACGGGCUCGCAUGGCCUCAGAGCAUGAGGCCCAGAGGGAGGAGGCCCGGGCCGCACGGGCUCGCAUGGCCUCAGAGCAUGAGGCCCAGAGGGAGGAGGCCCGGGCCGCACGGGCUCGCAUGGCCUCAGAGCAUGAGGCCCAGAGGGAGGAGGCCCGGGCCGCACGGGCUCGCAUGGCCUCAGAGCAUGAGGCCCAGAGGGAGGAGGCCCGGGCCGCACGGGCUCGCAUGGCCUCAGAGCAUGAGGCCCAGAGGGAGGAGGCCCGGGCCGCACGGGCUCGCAUGGCCUCAGAGCAUGAGGCCCAGAGGGAGGAGGCCCGGGCCGCACGGGCUCGCAUGGCCUCAGAGCAUGAGGCCCAGAGGGAGGAGGCCCGGGCCGCACGGGCUCGCAUGGCCUCAGAGCAUGAGGCCCAGAGGGAGGAGGCCCGGGCCGCACGGGCUCGCAUGGCCUCAGAGCAUGAGGCCCAGAGGGAGGAGGCCCGGGCCGCACGGGCUCGCAUGGCCUCAGAGCAUGAGGCCCAGAGGGAGGAGGCCCGGGCCGCACGGGCUCGCAUGGCCUCAGAGCAUGAGGCCCAGAGGGAGGAGGCCCGGGCCGCACGGGCUCGCAUGGCCUCAGAGCAUGAGGCCCAGAGGGAGGAGGCCCGGGCCGCACGGGCUCGCAUGGCCUCAGAGCAUGAGGCCCAGAGGGAGGAGGCCCGGGCCGCACGGGCUCGCAUGGCCUCAGAGCAUAAGGCCCAGAGGGAGGAGGCCCGGGCCGCACGGGCUCGCAUGGCCUCAGAGCAUGAGGCCCAGAGGGAGGAGGCCCGGGCCGCACGGGCUCGCAUGGCCUCAGAGCAUGAGGCCCAGAGGGAGGAGGCCCGGGCCGCACGGGCUCGCAUGGCCUCAGAGCAUGAGGCCCAGAGGGAGGAGGCCCGGGCCGCACGGGCUCGCAUGGCCUCAGAGCAUGAGGCCCAGAGGGAGGAGGCCCGGGCCGCACGGGCUCGCAUGGCCUCAGAGAAGAACAGAGGCCGAGCUGACGGAGCCACAGAGGAGACCAGGGACCAGAGACAGAGAACAGAGGACUUUGAGGUGUAUCUGCAGACAGUGAAGGCUCAGUCUGAGGCCUUCAGGAGCAACAGCACAGAGCAGUCUGGAUGGGAACAACACAGAGCAGUCUGGAUGGGAACAACACAGAGCAGUCUGGAUGGGAACAACACAGAGCAGUCUGGAUGGGAACAGCACAGAGCAGUCUGGAUGGGAACAGCACAGAGCAGUCUGGAUGGGAACAACACAGAGCAGUCUGGAUGGGAACAGCACAGAGCAGUCUGGAUGGGAACAGCACAGAGCAGUCUGGAUGGGAACAACACAGAGCAGUCUGGAUGGGAACAACACAGAGCAGUCUGGAUGGGAACAACACAGAGCAGUCUGGAUGGGAACAGCACAGAGCAGUCUGGAUGGGAACAGCACAGAGCAGUCUGGAUGGGAACAACACAGAGCAGUCUGGAUGGGAACAACACAGAGCAGUCUGGAUGGGAACAGCACAGAGCAGUCUGGAUGGGAACAGCACAGAGCAGUCUGGAUGGGAACAACACAGAGCAGUCUGGAUGGGAACAGCACAGAGCAGUCUGGAUGGGAACAACACAGAGCAGUCUGGAUGGGAACAGCCCAGAGCAGUCUGGAUGGGAACAACACAGAGCAGUCUGGAUGGGAACAACACAGAGCAGUCUGGAUGGGAACAGCACAGAGCAGUCUGGAUGGGAACAGCACAGAGCAGUCUGGAUGGGAACAACACAGAGCAGUCUGGAUGGGAACAGCACAGAGCAGUCUGGAUGGGAACAGCACAGAGCAGUCUGGAUGGGAACAGCACAGAGCAGUCUGGAUGGGAACAACACAGAGCAGUCUGGAUGGGAACAACACAGAGCAGUCUGGAUGGGAACAACACAGAGCAGUCUGGAUGGGAACAACACAGAGCAGUCUGGAUGGGAACAGCACAGAGCAGUCUGGAUGGGAACAGCACAGAGCAGUCUGGAUGGGAACAGCACAGAGCAGUCUGGAUGGGAACAGCACAGAGCAGUCUGGAUGGGAACAGCACAGAGCAGUCUGGAUGGGAACAGCACAGAGCAGUCUGGAUGGGAACAGCACAGAGCAGUCUGGAUGGGAACAGCACAGAGCAGUCUGGAUGGGAACAACACAGAGCAGUCUGGAUGGGAACAACACAGAGCAGUCUGGAUGGGAACAGCACAGAGCAGUCUGGAUGGGAACAACACAGAGCAGUCUGGAUGGGAACAGCACAGAGCAGUCUGGAUGGGAACAGCACAGAGCAGUCUGGAUGGGAACAGCACAGAGCAGUCUGGAUGGGAACAGCACAGAGCAGUCUGGAUGGGAACAACACAGAGCAGUCUGGAUGGGAACAGCACAGAGCAGUCUGGAUGGGAACAACACAGAGCAGUCUGGAUGGGAACAGCACAGAGCAGUCUGGAUGGGAACAGCACAGAGCAGUCUGGAUGGGAACAGCACAGAGCAGUCUGGAUGGGAACAGCACAGAGCAGACUUCCAUCUGAUGCCACAGCGACUCCAAACACAGAGCUGAGCUGGGACUACACCAAGACCAGGUCUACAGAGAGACCAGAGACCGGGUCUACAGAGGACGGGACCUCCCUGGACUUGGAGUGGGAGGACGAGGAAGGGAUUGUGCGCCUCCCUCAGUGGGAGCGUUCUCGUACAGAGGAGGACAUCCUGCGAGCUGCUCUGAGACCUGGACCUCAGUCCACACCAGACGACACCGCCCUGGAGUGGGACCCCGCCUUCCCAAGCCCUGUGGACCUGGACCAGAGACCGGGACCGGACCAGGGACCGGACCAGGGACCGGACCAGGGACCGGACAAGGGACCGGACAAGGGACCGGACAAGGGACCGGACAAGGGACCGGACAAGGGACCGGACAAGGGACCGGACAAGGGACCGGACAAGGGACCGGACAAGGGACCGGACAAGGGACCGGACCAGGGACCGGACCAGGGACCGGACCAGGGACCGGACAAGGGACCGGACAAGGGACCGGACCAGGGACCGGACAAGGGACCGGACAAGGGACCGGACAAGGGACCGGACAAGGGACCGGACCAGGGACCGGACCAGGGACCGGACAAGGGACCGGACAAGGGACCGGACAAGGGACCGGACAAGGGACCGGACCAGGUCCAGGGACUAGAGCUGGAUUCUGAGUGUGAGGGCUUUGUGAACCCAGUGCUGGACACAGACCUGGAGGACAGCAGAUAG
Molecule: messenger RNA, 4260 nt
Organism: Knipowitschia caucasica
Lineage: Eukaryota; Metazoa; Chordata; Actinopteri; Gobiiformes; Gobiidae
Source: the annotation of a GenBank genome assembly